Messenger RNA from Doryrhamphus excisus (bluestripe pipefish), 1154 nucleotides. It is a transcript of the gene mrpl16, whose product is annotated as mitochondrial ribosomal protein L16. Gene Ontology annotation, molecular function: structural constituent of ribosome; rRNA binding. Gene Ontology annotation, biological process: mitochondrial translation. The record is from RefSeq and is a predicted model, not a curated record. Gene Ontology annotation, cellular component: ribosome; mitochondrial large ribosomal subunit. NCBI's taxonomy places the organism in Eukaryota, Metazoa, Chordata, Actinopteri, Syngnathiformes, Syngnathidae.
GAGCUUUGUGCCGAACAAUACGCGAAGAAGAAGAUUGGCGGAAGUGAGGAUCUUGGUUAGGCGCUCGCGACCUUGCGUAGAGCGUGGAAUUUUCAUUAAAUGAAAAAUUCACUUAAAAUGAACUUAAUAUACGAUUACUCAUAGUGUCUUUAUCAAGAUUCCCAGAAUGAUUUCUCUAAUCAAGGCUGCUGUGGAUAGCGUGGCUGCAGUUUGUGCCCACAGUCACCAACACGGAUUAUUGCACGGCCACUUGAGAGUUCUAUCCGCCGGACUGAAUACAUUUGAAAUCCCUCCUGACUACAGAGAUGUGACGCUGCCACAGAAACCCAAACUGAAGUUCAUGAACAAAGUACCCAACUUUAAAAAAGCAAAGAAAGAGAUGAAGAGGCUGCGAGACAUCCAAGGUCCUGCUCGGGCAGCAAAUACCUUCACAACUGGACAGUAUGCCGUAGUGGCAAUGGGCGGGGGCUACCUCCACUGGGGACACAUGGAGAUGAUGCGCCUAACAGUCAACCGCAAGAUGGAUGCCAGCACUACGUUUGCUCGCUGGCGCAUUAACGCCCCCUACAAACCCAUUACGCGAAAAGGGCUCGGUCAGCGCAUGGGUGGAGGCAAAGGAGCCAUUGACCACUAUGUGACACCUGUUCGCUGCGGUCGCCUUAUUAUCGAAGUGGGAGGAAAGGUGGAGCUUAAGGAAGUGGAGCAUUACUUAAUAGAAAUAGCCAAAAAGCUUCCAUUUCCUGCUAAGGUGAUGAGUAGAGAGAGCUUAGAAGCCUUCAAACAGAACCAGAUCGAUAUGGAGCAGAAUAACCAGAACCCAUGGACCUUCAAGAGGGUCGUCCAAGGGAACAUGCUUGGUAUCAGGAAGGUCCUCAGCCCGCUUGACCUGAAGAAUCAUGGACGCUUCACAGGAAAAUUUUACAUCCCCGGGAGGGUGUGAGUCCCCAAAAGACACUUAUCCUCAAUGCAACUGGAAGGACCUUGCACUUAAAAGGCUUCUGUUUUUGUGAAUAUACGAGUCUUUCAACUUUGUAUUAUGCAUUUUCACUUAUUUUCUUCACCCUCUUGGUCUUGUUUUGACACUCUGACAAUAUUUUUGCCUCAAUGUGAUUUUACCUCAUCAAAAAAAUAAAAACUGUCUUCCAAAGUGAAAA